CGCCACCCAGGGACAGUUGGUUCGUCCUGGGAUGAUUCCAGCCCGGAUGCCUCGAGCCCUGAAUCCCUCUAUCCCGCCUCCAAAUGCUGCAGCUGCCGCCGCGGCUGCAGCUACCGCAGCCGCCGCUGCUGCUGCCGCUGUGGGAGGACAGCCUAUGACACAGCAGGUACAGCAGCACUCGAUGAUGUCAUCGCCCUCACCUGUGCAGGUGCAGACGCCACAGUCGAUGCCCCCCCCUCCCCAGCCAUCACCUCAGCCCCCCAGCUCACAGCCUAACUCAGCCAGCUCCGGCCCCACACCGUCGCCGGGGGGGUUCCAGCCCAGCCCGUCCCCUCAGCCUUCACAGAGCCCCGCCAACGCCCGGACUCCCCAGAACUACGGAGUCCCCUCACCUGGGCCCCUAAAUACUCCAGGUACUUACACAAACACAGACGCACCGAUUAAGAGCUACAUAAAUCACAUUCUAUUUAAGUUAGCAUUAGCUUUUAUGCUAACAGUAAACAACUGAAAAUACAUUAACAUUUCUAAUAAAAAAUAGGA
Notothenia coriiceps (black rockcod) is the source of this 540-nucleotide messenger RNA. RefSeq names its product mediator of RNA polymerase II transcription subunit 15-like. Lineage: Eukaryota; Metazoa; Chordata; Actinopteri; Perciformes; Nototheniidae. Bases 32 to 508 code for a protein of 158 amino acids. The transcript is spliced from 5 exons. The record is from RefSeq and is a predicted model, not a curated record.